Eruca vesicaria subsp. sativa (arugula) is the source of this 1914-nucleotide messenger RNA. The record is from the annotation of a GenBank genome assembly. NCBI's taxonomy places the organism in Eukaryota, Viridiplantae, Streptophyta, Magnoliopsida, Brassicales, Brassicaceae.
AUGCCACCAUCAGGUAAACCGGAUUCAUUAAACUCCGAGAUCAAUAAACCGGACUUCCGUGAGCUCAAUCUCGGUUCACCGGUUUCUCCGCUUCGUUCCCAGCCACGUGGACUCACCACAACCACAAGUAGUAGCAGUUCUAGCUCUUCCGGAUCUGUUACUAAACAUCCUCCGGUUAUCGGAAGAUCCGGUUCGGUUCGUGGUACUACUCAAUCCGGUUCGAGCAGCGGAAACCAAAGAACAAGACCGGACUCGGUAACUUCAAACUCAACCUCCUCCGCUACUUCUCCGGCGAAUGUACUUCCCACCGGAAACAUCUGUCCCUCCGGGAAGAUCCAACUCACCGGAAUGACGCAAAGCCGCUCGAGAAGCGACGUUCUCGGAUCCGGCACGGGAACGUACGGACACGGCAGCAUAAUGCGCGGCGGAGGAAGCAGUGUCUCUCCGGCGAAACCUAUCGGUGGUUCUAAGAAAGCGGUUGUUAGUUCUGAUGCAGAGGAAGUGAAGAGAGUAGGAAACGAAAUGUAUAGGAAAGGUUUGUUCAAUGAGGCUUUAAGGUUGUAUGAUAGAGCGAUAGCUUUAUCGCCGGCCAACGCGGCUUACCGGAGCAACCGAGCAGCUGCGUUGACGGGUUUGGGUCGGGUUGGUGAAGCUGUGAAGGAGUGUGAAGAGGCUUUGAGAUUGGAGGCGAACUAUGGAAGAGCUCAUCAACGUUUGGCUUCAUUGCUUAUUAGAUUAGGACAGGUUGAUAGUGCUAGGAAGCAUCUUUGUGUUCUUGGGAAACCAUCAGAUCCUAUGGAGUUGCAGAAGCUUGAAGCUGUUGAGAAACAUAUGAGCAAAUGUGCAGAUGCUAGAAGGCUUAGUGAUUGGAAAGCUGUUUUGAUGGAAGUAGAUGCAGCUAUUGUCUCUGGAGCCGACUUUUCUCCACAGCUAGGUAUGUGUAAAGUAGAAGCACUCUUGAAACUUCACCGGCUUGAUGAUGCACAGUCAAAGCUAUUAGAAGUUCCCAAACUAGAGCCGUUUCCUACCUCUUGUUCUCAGACUCGGUUCUCUGGUAUGGCCUGUGAAGCUUACACGCAUUUUGUCAAAGCUCAAAUCGAGAUGGCUUUAGGAAGGUUUGAAAAUGCAGUUAUAUCUGCUGAGAAAGCUAGCCAAAUAGAUCCACGAAGCAACGAAGUUGCUAUGUUACACAAUACUGUAACAUUGGUUGCUAGGGCUCGUGUUCGUGGUAACGAUCUUUAUAAAUCGGAAAGAUACACUGAGGCAAGCUCAGCUUAUGCAGAAGGGCUUAGGCUUGAUCCGUGCAACGCUAUUUUGUAUUGUAACCGGGCAGCGUGCUGGUUUAAGCUUGGAAUGUGGGAACGUUCAGUUGAAGAUUGUAACAAAGCGCUGCGGUUCCAGCCAAGUUACACAAAGCCUCUUCUCCGUAGAGCUGCCUCAAAUAGCAAGUUGGAGAGAUGGACAGCUGCAGUGAGUGAUUAUGAAGCCUUGAGAAAGGAACUGCCUCAUGAUAAGGAAGUUGCUGAAUCUUUGUUUCAUGCUCAAGUCGCGUUGAAGAAAUCUCGCGGAGAAGAAGUUUUGAAUAUGGAGUUUGGUGGUGAAGUUGAGGAAGUUUAUAGCCGUGAACAGUUUAAAGCUGCCAUGAAUCUACCAGGAGUUUCGGUUAUUCAUUUUUUGACUGCCUCUGAUUAUCAAUGCAAGCAGAUAUCUCCAUUUGUAGACUCUCUAUGUACUCGUUAUCCUUCUAUACACUUCCUCAAGGUGGACAUAGAUAAAUGUCCAUCGAUAGGCAAUGCAGAGAACGUGAGGGUUGUACCAACAGUGAAGAUAUACAAGAACGGGACUAGAGUAAAGGAGAUUGUAUGUCCAAGCAAAGAAGUGUUGGAGUACUCAGUGAGGCACUAUAGCUGUUAA